Molecule: messenger RNA, 2011 nt
Organism: Diospyros lotus (date-plum)
Lineage: Eukaryota; Viridiplantae; Streptophyta; Magnoliopsida; Ericales; Ebenaceae
Product: pyruvate kinase 1, cytosolic-like
Exons: 17
Coding region: 77-1660 (527 amino acids)
Biological process (GO): glycolytic process
Cellular component (GO): cytoplasm
Molecular function (GO): potassium ion binding; magnesium ion binding; pyruvate kinase activity
Source: RefSeq, a predicted model, not a curated record
GCUCUCUCUCUCUCUCUCUCUCUCUUUCUCAGGCGCACGGCACAGGCUUCGGGCUUCGACUUCCAGUUGAUCGAAAAUGCACUCCAGUAACUUGCUCCUCGAUGAACCUAUGCGGAUUGCUUCAGUCCUCGAGCCUUCCAAGCCUAAUUUCUUUCCAGCAAUGACGAAAAUCGUGGGGACGCUUGGUCCGAAAUCCCGAUCCGUGGAGGUUAUUUCGGCCUGCUUGACGGCUGGGAUGUCUGUGGCGCGGUUUGACUUUUCAUGGGGCGAUCCUGAGUUUCACCAGGAGACCAUUGACAAUCUAAGGCUUGCUAUCAAAAGUACAAAGAAGCUUUGUGCAGUUAUGCUGGACACAGUGGGUCCAGAGCUGCAAGUAGUCAAUAAAACAGAGCGUUCUAUUCCCCUUAAAGCAGAUUCCUUGGUUGUUCUGACUCCGGAUCAGAAUAAAGAGGCCUCUUCAAAUCUGUUGCCAAUAAAUUUUAGUGGACUGUCUAAGGCAGUGAAGACAGGAGACACUAUUUUUAUAGGCCAGUACUUGUUCACAGGAAGUGAGACUACUUCUGUCUGGCUAGAGGUUACUGAAGUGCAUGAGGAAGACGUGGUCUGCCUGAUAAAGAAUUCUGCUACACUGUCCUCGACAUUAUACACAUUGCACGUCUCUCAAAUUCAUAUAGAUCUUCCUACCAUCACUGACAAAGAUAAGGAGGUUAUCAGCACCUGGGGUGUCCAGAACAAAAUAGACUUUCUUUCAUUGUCAUACACGCGACAUGCAGAAGAUAUUCGCCAUGCCCGGAAUUACCUUUCCACAUUCAGUGACCUCAAUCAAACCCAAAUUUUUGCAAAGAUUGAAAAUUUCGAGGGAUUAACCCAUUUCGAUGAGAUUCUACAAGAAGCAGAUGGCAUUAUUAUCUCUCGUGGACAACUUGGAAUUGAUCUCCCACCAGAGAAGGUAUUCUUGUUUCAAAAGGCAGCUGUUUACAAGUGCAAUAUGGCAGGAAAGCCUGCAGUGGUUACUCGUGUUGUGGACAGUAUGACAGACAACCUAAGACCCACUCGUGCUGAGGCAACUGAUGUUGCCAAUGCUGUAUUGGAUGGUAGCGAUGCGAUUCUUUUAGGUGCAGAAACCCUUCGCGGACUGUAUCCUGUUCAGACUAUUUCUACUGUUGGUAAAAUUUGUGCAGAGGCAGAGAAGGUUUACAAUCAUGAUGUUUACUUUAAGAAGACUGUCAAAUAUGUUGGAGAGCCGAUGACUCACAUGGAAUCUAUUGCUUCAUCUGCUGUCCGGGCGGCUAUCAAGGUGAAGGCAUCUGUCAUCAUUUGCUUCACUUCGACAGGAAGAGCUGCAAGAUUGCUUGCUAAGUAUAGGCCAACAAUGCCUGUUAUAUCUGUUGUCAUCCCUCGGCUCAAGACAAAUCAACUCCGCUGGACAUUUACUGGUGCUUUUGAGGCAAGGCAAUCACUUGUAGUACGAGGUCUUUUUCCACUCCUGGCAGAUCCUCGACAUCCAGCUGAGUCUACAAAUUCGGCAAACGAGUCAGUUCUGAAGGUUGCAUUGGAACAUGGCAAGGCUUCCGGCUUUAUAAAGUCGCACGAUCGCAUUGUGGUUUGUCAGAAAGUUGGCGAUGCGUCGGUUGUGAAGAUUAUCGAGCUUGAAGAUUAGAAUCUGUACUGUACCAUCACCUCUGGGAGGCUCUUCCAGUCUUACUGAAUUUUGAGUGCAACGGAAGUAGUUGUUUUGUUCCAGCCUAAAUAUCCUCGGUAAGUGUCCGUCUAAAUGUCUACUACUACAUACCAUGAAUGGAUUUGUUGUCCUGUGUUUCCUAUCCCUUUUCCGGUGGUUGGUCAGAGAAUACCAUCAUUAACCUGUUAGGUUUAAGCGUGAUGGUGAGAGUCUGCUAUUCUCCUUCCCUCCAUGAUUAGGUUUAAACCUCCCUUGCUUGAGCUAAUAUAUAAAUUUUUGGAUGAUGUUAUGUUUACUUGGUGAUUAUAAUUAUCAACUAUUUUGCGAGUC